Fusarium pseudograminearum CS3096 is the source of this 324-nucleotide messenger RNA. RefSeq lists its product as uncharacterized. Lineage: Eukaryota; Fungi; Ascomycota; Sordariomycetes; Hypocreales; Nectriaceae. The transcript has 3 exons. The coding region runs from base 1 to 324 and encodes 107 amino acids. The record is from RefSeq and is a predicted model, not a curated record.
AUGCAUCCAACCUCAGCUACAUUUCCUCUACAUAACUCAUCAAACACUACAGUGGAGCCCCAGUCCACCAUAUGGCAGACCCAGCUUGCUGAUGUCUGUCAAAUCAAUUCUAUCACCCGUCCAGUAUUCCAGGAUUUCUCAGAUCGCCGUGGUGGAAGAACUGCUUGGUCAAGCACAGUGACUGUCCACGGCCAGAAAGUUCCAGCUCGAUUCUGGUAUGACGGCAAAAACAUCAACAAUGCCAGAGAAGAUGCUGCUGAAUGUGCAGUCAAAUGGCUGACCGGUUCUGAGACCGGCUCUCCCACUCGAUGUCACGGCCACUAG